GUCGUACGAGAUGAACGGCUGAUGUCACGGCGUUACCGUAUGUAACGGCGGAACCAUGGAUCGUCAGGUUUAGGCCGAUUUAGAUAAGAUUAAUCGUGAUAUCAGAGUCGUACGUACUCGGAACGGUUUCGGCUGCGUAUCUUCGGUGUGGGAGCGAGAACGCGAGAUGUCCGGCUUCGACGAGAAUCCCUUCGGGGAGCCUACGAUCAACGAUCCCUUCUCGGAUCCAGCUAUACGAAGAGCAGUAAAUUCUACAUCUGCUAGUAGAGGUCUCGAGGAUUAUAAUCCUUUUGCUGAGCAAGGUACUCAAGGAACUACACAAGUCAGAGGUGCGGUGAAUCCACCUAUUUACGGUGGAGUCGGUGCAACGCAGCAACCGGCCACACUUCAACCUACUAAUCAGGAAGCACCUCCUCCCGCAUACGCUCGUACUCCUCAGCAAACAGUCAAUGCGGCGCUUGGGGGAACCUUAUCACCGCCAACAGAUCAACGGGUGGAACCAGAAUGGAAAGCCAAAACGGAAGAAGAAAUGAGAAACACACCUUACUAUCCAAGGCGAAAUAAUUGGCCACCAUUACCAGAGAAGUGCUGCUUCCAACCAUGCUUUUAUCAAGAUAUCGAUGUGGAAAUUCAUACCGAUUUCCAAAAGAUAGUGAGGCAUUUAUAUUACCUCUGGAUGUUUCACGGCUGUGUCCUUUUAUUGAACGUAAUUGGAGGAUUCAUCUUGAUGCUUUGUGGUCAGGGUUUCUCGGUGUUCGGCCUGGCUAUCUUGUAUCUCAUACUCUUCACUCCAUUUUCCUUCAUGUGCUGGUUCAGACCAGCGUACAGGGCUUUUAAGAACGACAGCUCUUUCAAUUUUAUGGUCUUUUUCUUUGUCUUCUUCUUUCAAUUAAUCGUUACCAGUAUUCAAGCUAUAGGUAUUCCUGGCUCAGGAACUUGUGGUAUAAUAACUGCAAUUGGUUCAUUCGACUCGUCGGCCAAGGGUAUUAUCGUCGGUCUUAUUAUGCUCUUCAUCGCUAUUUCUUUCAUUCUUGUGGCAGUGUCGGAUCUUUUAAUGCUAACUAAGAUCCACCGUAUUUACCGCACCUCCGAUGCGAGCGUGGUGAAAGCGCAGCAAGAGUUUGCCACAACGUUCUUGCGGAACGAGCACGUGCAAAAUGCCGCGAGCAAUGUCGCGGCGAGUGCAGUCCGCACGCAGAUGGCUAACGCUAGCCAACCGCGUUACUAAAUAAAUAAUCCUACCGUUUAUUUGAUCUACAGAGAUACACUAUGUUCUGGCUUUACAUCAAUCAGUAAGUGGAUAGAUCUCAUUAGUUCCGCUGUUUACGAAUUAUACAAAACAAUUAUAUAGAGAUGCAAUGUAUUUCAAAACUUAUUCUUGCAAUGAAACGCUACAAUAUACGAAAAUUCUGCUUCACCAUUAAAUUUAUUCUCUGACACGUUGACGAUGUCAAUUUUAACAUCUAAUGUCAAGUGAAGAUAAUAUCAAGAAAAUCUUGAUUUUUGAUAUUCUACAAUUAAAUCUCUCGAAACUAAUGUCUUUAUUUCCAAAUAAUACUGUUUCACGUCUAAAGCAUGUCUUAUCACGUGUAUGUAUUUCUAUAUAAAUUCGAAUUAUGUUCGUUCUUUGUUUAUAAUAUACGUUUAUUUAUGAUAUUCACUGGAAACGGAUUACAUGAUACGAGUGAGUUAUCUAUGCUUAUAAUCUAUACCUAUAAUUUUAUAUUAUCGCAUAAUUACUUGCAUCUAUUAUAUUUCAUAUCUUAGUGGCACAGUCUCAUGACAAUGUGAUCAUUUCUAAGUUAUAGGAGUAUCGUAUGAUAAUUAAUUCUUUUCCAAGUCCGAAUAACUGCAAGAUUUUUGACGUAUACAUAAUUUGAUUCGUAUUUCUUGAACGUUAACAUAAACACUAAUUUACCCACAGAUUUUGCAAGUAGUCUCUUUAUGUAAACUCCUGUGUAAAAUCCUGUACAUUCCUACUUGUAUAUGGUAUAUCAUGUUUUUAUUAUGAUUGUUGUGUUUCAUAUUAAACGAGCCUAGUUUCUG
This is a messenger RNA of Ooceraea biroi (clonal raider ant), 2046 nucleotides long. It is a transcript of the gene Scamp, whose product is annotated as secretory carrier membrane protein. The record is from RefSeq and is a predicted model, not a curated record. Gene Ontology annotation, cellular component: recycling endosome membrane; trans-Golgi network membrane. Gene Ontology annotation, biological process: protein transport. NCBI's taxonomy places the organism in Eukaryota, Metazoa, Arthropoda, Insecta, Hymenoptera, Formicidae.